AUGGAGAGUUUCAUCGGUGGGUCGUCGUCAUCAAGAGCGAUUCAUGUAUAUCUAAGUUUCAAAGGAGAUGAUGAAACCUGCAGAUUCACAGAUAUGCUUUGGGCUUCUCUUGAAAGUAAUGAUUUGAAUGCCUUUUGGGAUGACAAGAAGCUUGACCCAUGUGAUUCCAUCUUUCUUCCACGUUCCUUUCUCAAAGCUAUUCAGCAAUCCAACAUUUCCAUUGUUGUCUUCUCCAAAACUAUGCUUCUUCUAUAUGAUCCAUCUGAGGUACAAAACCAGAGUAAUUCUUUUGAAACAACUUUCGAUGAACAUGAAAAAAGGCCAGGGCAACAAGUUAUUGAUGACAUCAUUAUAGCGGUCAAGAGAAAAAUGCGUGAAUUGGUCUGCACCAAUAUCGAUGAAGAUCUAGUAGGUAUGCAGUCUCGAGUGAAAGAAGUAGAAGAGCUUCUUGACUUGGGUAAUUCAAGUGAUGAAAUUCAAGUUGUGGGCAUUUGUGGUAUGGGUGGGGUAGGCAAGACAAUCCUUGCAAGAAUUCUAUAUGAUAGGGUCUCUCACCAUUUUGAUGCGUCUUAUUUUGUACUUAAUGGAUUUGAAUUUUAUAUGACCACAGGGCUAAAACAUCAUAAGAGAACUCUCAUAGUUCUCGAUUGUUCUGACACUUUUAAGAUUCUAGGACAACUGCUCUAUACUAUAAAAUAUAAGCAAUUGGGUGGAGGGAGUAGAAUCAUCAUAACCACCAGAGAUGAAGAAAUGUUUAGAAAGUUUGAGAAGUGUGAUAUUUACAGGGUUAAACCAUUGACCAGAGACGAAGCUCUUCAAUUAUUUUGUAGAAAAGCUUUCAAAUGUGAAUGUUCGGUGAGAGGUUAUGAGGAGCAAAUAGAUAGUGUACUCAAGUAUGCUAAUGGCCUUCCAUUAGCAAUUGUUGAAUUGGGCUCAUUUUUAUAUAAUAGAAGACCCUCAGAAUGGAGCAAUGCCAUGGUUGAAUUCAAAAGGGUCUCUAACUCUGAUGUAAUGAAGGUGCUCCAAAAACGUUUUGAUGAACUGGGCUUCAAUUGCAUGUAA
Messenger RNA from Prosopis cineraria, 1062 nucleotides. Its product is annotated as TMV resistance protein N-like. The record is from RefSeq and is a predicted model, not a curated record. Gene Ontology annotation, molecular function: ADP binding. Bases 1 to 1062 code for a protein of 353 amino acids. Gene Ontology annotation, biological process: signal transduction; defense response. The transcript has 3 exons. NCBI's taxonomy places the organism in Eukaryota, Viridiplantae, Streptophyta, Magnoliopsida, Fabales, Fabaceae.